Centruroides sculpturatus (bark scorpion) is the source of this 1602-nucleotide messenger RNA. RefSeq names its product probable basic-leucine zipper transcription factor Q. Gene Ontology annotation, cellular component: extracellular region. The transcript is spliced from 4 exons. The coding region runs from base 1 to 1602 and encodes 533 amino acids. Lineage: Eukaryota; Metazoa; Arthropoda; Arachnida; Scorpiones; Buthidae. Gene Ontology annotation, molecular function: chitin binding. The record is from RefSeq and is a predicted model, not a curated record.
AUGUGCGAAUGGACAAGAACAUUAGCUCAGAAUGUCCAACAACAACAACAGCAACAGCAACAACAGCAGCAACAACAGAGACUCUACUUAAAUCAGUAUCCACUUUAUGAUUAUUAUAAUCAAGGAUCUACACAAUCCACUCAAGACAGUCCCCAUUUAGUUUAUCAUUUCAUUAAACCACAGCAAGAUUCCUUAACAACUACUAUUAGACAAAAUAACCAGAAACAAGAUAACAAUCAGCAAAAACAGAGUCUAACCGAAGAAAACCUACGUUAUCUUUUACUUCGUCAAUAUGCUCAACCGCCGGGAGUGAAUCCAGUUUUGGCACUGCAAGCACCGCAGGGAUCAAAUGAUUUUCAACCACAAGUCAUCUAUCGACCAUUACAAAUAGGUGUCCAACAGAGUGGACAGGCUCAAAAUUACAAUCAACAACCAAUUACAUUACCUUCGCCACCUCCGGCAUAUAAAACGGAGAAAACAAGAAACGUCCAGCCGACUCGUCCCAUAGCCCACGUCACUUAUUUAAACUCUGACGAUGCUCAGUCUGCCGAUCCGCCCGUACGUAGACGACCGGUUACCCGAAUUGUCAUAAAACGUCCUCAGACACCCACUCCAAAACCAUAUAAUUCAGAUUCCGGUAACUUAAAACAAUCAGAUUACACUAAUAUUGCAUUCACUCAACCAUACCAAGGAUAUCAAAAAGCACCCGAAAAUCCCAAAGCUUCUCCGUCGGGAGUUAAUUAUCCAACACAAUACUUCCCACCUCCACCGUCUAAUAGAGGAUCCAGUAAAUAUCUAACGUCGAGAUCCCGGUUGGAAAGUCCACCACCUUCCUAUCAACAGCAAAGUCAAAGUUACCCCGCUCAGUCACCACAAAAUUACAACAAAGAAUCUUCUAGUAACGAAAAUGAAAGAGACGCAGAAGAGGAGGAACAAAACGACGGAUAUAACGAUGUCAGCGGAAUUCCGGGAGAUCCGGGAAAAGAUUAUCCCGUAAUGGCAAGCAUACCGGUUACAACAUUCUCUUGUGCUAAUAAAUUACCCGGAUACUAUGCAGAUAAGGAACAAAGAUGUCAGGUGUAUUAUUUCUGUGAUACUCAAGGUCAUAUGAGAAGUUUCCUGUGUCCAAAUGGAACUGUUUUCAAUCAACUGUCUUUUGUUUGUGAAUGGUGGUAUAAUGUAGACUGUGGUAGCUCAGAAAAAUAUUUCUCAAGAAAUAGUGAGUUAUAUAAAGUACCAAAGAAAAAUGCCACCCAAGAAAAACCAAUUUACUUUUUCAUUCCUAAAACUCAGCUAGAUGCUGCAAAUCUUAAAAAUUACCAAGCACAGUUAGCUUCUGGUGGUUAUUCUCAAUCGCCUAAUUCGUAUCAAGUUCCCGGUAGAAAUUAUCAACCACAACCGUCAUCUUAUAAACCGCAACAACCGUCCAACACUUACCAGUCGCCCGCAGAUUACAAGACAGCGGUCGCACCUGCGCCUCCGACUUACAGGUCCGCAGUAACCGCACCGGUUCAGAAUCUGAGAGAUCCAGAAAGGCAAAAUAUAAGGACCUACGGAUUGCCCCGAGAAAUAAACCAAAAUUACAACAGAUAUAAUGGAUAA